AUGAGCGAUCACCUCCCGAUAGUCGUCUGGCCGAUUCCGUCAAUUCAGGUCAGAAAGAGAAAGAAGUUUCGCUUUGAGAAUUAUUGGUUGAAGGAGCAACAAUGCAAAACCUUAGUUGAUUUGAGCUGGAAAAAAUCUGAGGGUUACAACAUCUGCGCUAGGUUUGAGGCUUGCAGCAUGGCAAUAUGGAAAUGGGUAAAGGACUAUAACGGGAAUUUCCACCACAAGCUUGAAGCGGCUAGAAAAAGUAUGGAAAUUUUGAGAAAUAGAAUUGAUGAUAAUGGUCUGCAUGAUUUCGAAAAUGUCCAGAGAAACUUCAUUCAUCUCUUACAACAGCAGGACAGUUUCUGGCGGCAGAGGGCAAAAUUGUUUUGGUACAAAGGUGGAGACUCCAAUUCUAAAUAUUUCCACAACAUGAUCACCGAAAGACAGAGAAACAAUGCUUUAUCCAAGCUUCAUAACUUGAGGGGAGACUAG
Molecule: messenger RNA, 477 nt
Organism: Ipomoea nil (Japanese morning glory)
Lineage: Eukaryota; Viridiplantae; Streptophyta; Magnoliopsida; Solanales; Convolvulaceae
Exons: 1
Coding region: 1-477 (158 amino acids)
Source: RefSeq, a predicted model, not a curated record